Molecule: messenger RNA, 1249 nt
Organism: Cantharellus anzutake
Lineage: Eukaryota; Fungi; Basidiomycota; Agaricomycetes; Cantharellales; Hydnaceae
Exons: 5
Coding region: 347-967 (206 amino acids)
Source: RefSeq, a predicted model, not a curated record
CUCAUUCCAUAUGGAAUGCAAUGCCUGAUGAUUGAGCGCACAUGAAAUAGCUAUUCGUCAUUAUUCGACCUCGAUCCAACCGUCACUGCAGUACCGCCGUUACCAUCUGUUUGGAAUCUGUGUAGCGUUGCGAUCAUGAUCCCAUCACUCCGGCAUCUUGAUCCCCAACAUACAUAAACUAGGCGUCCUUGUGGUGCUUAGCCCCUCGCUGCUGGCGUCAAUCAAGCCCUCUAACCUAUUUCGUUGUGCGUUUCCCUCUGACCCGGUGUACUGGUUACACUUGCCGUCCCUCAUUCCCGUCGCGCUUCGUUCCAAAAAUAAUUACUCAAGAACCGUACUAGCUAACAUGCGUGUAUUUGUAUUCGCCUCUCUUAUCGGCUGCUUCAUGGUCUUCCCAGUCAUGGCUACUUCCUUCAACGUUGGCGACAUCUUAAACUCGGGACUGACAGAGAAGCAUCAUGAGGAAAUCACCCACGAGCGUCGGGACGGCGGGACCCAAGGCUUAGGAUCCUUCGGUGAUUGGGACUCGGGGAGCCCGGUUUCGUUCACCACACGAAGCCUCCUUGACGAACUAAUCAACAAAAUUAGUUCCAAGCGCGAUGAAGAGGUCCCCGCUGCUGAUAUCGGUGCUGAUGCUGAGGAAGCAGAGCUCCUUAGGCGUGCACUUUUGUCCAAGGAUAGACCCCUCGCCAAACUUGUUCUGGCUCGUAAAGUGGCUGAUAAGCAAGGACGAGGUUCUGGGAAGUCCUGGUCCCGUCGAAGUCCCCAAAGCCAGCUGCCCAAAUUCAGAAUUGGCCUUGCAGGAGCGGGUUACUUCGCACCUGCAUCUCGCAUCAACAGACGUGCAUCCGAAACUAAUCAUGGUUUGGCUGAUAUCAUCAAGGCAAUGAGUGUUCGCAGGAGUCACCUCACGUAUGACCCACUUGUUUACGCUACUGGGAAUUACAAAAAUCUAAACCUAAUUUGAUGGUAAUCCCCAUUUCUUUGUUCCUUUGGAUCUGCUUCCCAGUCCCGCGCUAUCUAAUUUUAUUGAGGCUCUUGGAGAAUGAACGGGGUUGACUGUUUCUGUUUCAUCUUUGGAUGCCCAUCACAUUGACCACAAGAUUUAUCUGGCUCCGCUUACAUGUAUUGUCCAAAAGUUGUACCUGCGUAAUGGCUAAUCAGACAGAUUCCCGUCCUGACUGACGAUGCGGGCGACAUUCCUCGGGAGUGGCGUUCGAGCCAAAACUGUCGCCGCAACGUCAUCGGU